Nematocida minor is the source of this 1044-nucleotide messenger RNA. RefSeq lists its product as uncharacterized. Lineage: Eukaryota; Fungi; Microsporidia. The coding region runs from base 1 to 1044 and encodes 347 amino acids. The record is from RefSeq and is a predicted model, not a curated record. The transcript has a single exon.
AUGGAACACCGUUUUAUAUUCAGCCAAUGGAAGGGCAAAAAUAUAAAAGAAAGAGCGAGAAAAGAGGAAAUGAAUAGCAAAGGAGCAGAAGAGUGGAAAGAAAGUGUGCAGAUGGAGGCACUGGACGACUUAUCAUCGAACAUUCAGAGAGAAGAAAUAUUGAAGGGACUCGAGGAGGAGUUCAGAAAGGGUCUACAGGAAGUGCGAAGACACAAAAAAGAAAAAGAAGAAAGCAUUCCAGAGAAAAAACAAGACCGGAUAUACUCAGAGCUGUAUUUAGUGAAGAAAGGAAGCGACAAAUGGGAGAGCAUUAGGAGCGCAACAAUAAACAACACGCCGAUUACUCUGUUCAAUCGGGCACUCUCUCCUCCCGAGAACAGAAAAGAUGCGUACAAGAUAAAUCUGAAAGAAGGCGUUCUGUUUUUCAAUGUGAGCAACGACCAUCUGCUGGUCAUAACAGAAACAGGGGUUAUAAAAAUAUUUGCCAUUAUGAACAACUGCCAGCUGCAGAAGGUGUGGGAGAUAUCCAACCAUCUGUUCGUUUUUUUAAUUAAAACAAAAAGCAUUCCCCAUUCAGUGGCUGACACUCUGAGCAUUGUGCUAAUACAGCUAUACUACAAGAAAGUCAAAGAAAUAGAGAAAGUGUUCGAAGGGCUGCUCUCUUUCUGCAGGAUAAGCACGAUAAAGAAAGCGUUCUUUUUCAACGGCUAUCUGUGCAUGGUUUCGUCAUUCGGAGAGAUGCAGAUAUUUGAUGAAACGCUGAGAGAGAUACCAAUUGGAAAGAACAUCAAGUCGAUUAUCAAGUCCAUCCUCAAAGAGCCUGCAGAAAAAAAAGAGCACAUCAACAGAAUGGUGAAGAGCGAAAUCACAAUCACGCUGCGCCCAAUUAUCAUAAAAAUACUGAAAGAUAAGGUAAAAAUGAUAUACUCCAAAAAAAGCGUGUACGAAGAGAUAAGCUUCAGCAAGAACGAACAGGUGGUCUAUAACGACAACAUUCUCUUCCUCAAAGAAAAGACGACAAUACAUGCAAUAAUCCUAGGAUAA